GGAGCUCGGCCCGGCGAGGAAGAGAUUGGUCCUCCGCGAACGAAAGACACCGAAGACUCUCCGUCCACCGCCGCUGCCAUGGUGACGUGCGACGACACCAGACUUCAAACGAGCGGCCCUGUUCAGGAGGUCGAAGGCAGCGGAGUAGACGUCAUGUCCGUCAGCUCAACAUCGCAAAAACAAGACGUGGAAACAGAGGAAGCCGAUCACGAGGAGCGUGCGAUAUCGGAGCCGGCUGAAAGUAAAGAGAACGACAGCGAUGACGGUGAAAGAGAAGAAGCGAAUGACAGGGACGACGAUUGGAAACCAGACAAAAGCCACGUAAAGCUGAAAGGAAGUGACUCUAAACAGCGGCCGAAGACGACAAAGAAACAAAAGGCCAGGCGUAAGUCAAGGACUGAGAACAGUGGUGAUGUUUUCUCCUGCAAAGUCUGCGGAGCUCAGCACAAAUCAGAAGUCGCAUUCGUCAAACACGCCUGGAGUCACGUGGACGAUGCAGGAAGCGUCUGCGGAGUGUGCGGAGAGCUUUCGGAGUCCUCGGAGGCGUUGAAGGGUCAUCUUCAAAGUUACCACAAAACCGGCGACCGCGGAGAGUCUCUCCUCGGUGUCCUCGGCCUCAAUGAGCACGUGGCUGCCCACUCGGGGGAGAGACCGUACGAAUGCGAUGUCUGCCAUGACGUUUUCGCGUUGAGUUUGUCCCUGGAGAAUCACCGGAAACUCCACGAGGCGGGCGCGCCGCACAAAUGUUACACUUGCCACAAAGUGUUCGCUAAGAAGGAACACUUAAAAGCUCACUGCGCGACUCACACCAACAAAAAGAAGCAGCUCUGCGGCGUGUGCGGCAAAUCCCUCAGCGACUAUAGGUCUCUAUCCCGCCACAAGCUGACGCACUCCGGGGAGCGGCCUCACAGCUGUCGGGUUUGCGGGGAUCGGUUCAAACUUCCCGGGACGCUGAGACAACACGAGAAGAUUCACACGGACCGAGAGAGGUCGUACCUGUGCGACGUUUGCUGCAAGAUGUUCAUGACGAGCAAGCAGCUGCAGAUCCACAUGAGAAUGCACACCAACGAGAAGCCCUACCACUGCGGCGAAUGCGGCAGGGGCUUCAGCACCAAGGGACCGUUGACGGUUCACAUGCGGAUCCACACCGGAGAGACACCGUACAGCUGCCCGGACUGUGGCUGGGCCUUCAAGCGCAAGGUUAACCUGGAUAACCACGUGACGGUGCACUCAGGCCUCAAACCGUUUGUUUGCGUGACUUGUGGGAAAGCGUGCGCUCGUAAAGCGUAUUUGAAAGUCCACAUGAGAACCCACAACGGGGAGAGACCGUACAAGUGUAAACUCUGCGAUAAGGCUUUCACUCAGAGCCACUGCCUGAAAACGCACAUGAAGAGCCACCUGGUGGCCAACGCUGCACCGUGACACUGACAAUAAGGGAUGCCACGAUACCAGAAUGUUUGUUGUCAACAGCAAUAACUGUGAAAUUCCACGAUUCUCGAUACCCAACUCGUUACCACGGUAAAAACAAGGGCUGGCUAUCAGUCGAGCCGUUAGAGUGCACUAUUAAAGGGGAACUAUGCAGUUGUUUUAGCUUAAUUUACCUUAACUGAACAGCUUCGGAGUCAUUGGAAUGGUUAUAUUACUUUUGUUCGGGUUUUUUAAUUUAUUUUUUUAAUUUAUUUUAUUACAGAGACAGUGCAUAUUAAUAAACAUUUCUGUCAAUAUGCCAGAGUUAGCCAGAAGGCUAUUUUUCAUCUGCAGUCUCUAGACAGAUGGUAAAAAAGUCACCCUAAAAGAAUGUAAAAUUACACAUUUACAUAACAAUAAAUACAUUUAACAUACAUUUGAUAAAAGGUAAUAUUAAAAAGGUCGAAAGGUGGUUGUCUCGCUUCCCCCUAGCGCCUGUGAGCGGAAAAAACACCCUUGCAACAUUCGGCAAGCGCUACACACAUACCCGCGGCUACACGGCCCCAUCCAGGAACCAGCUAGCUAUAAGAACAAAGUAGCGAUGGAAUUUUUCACACUAUCGUCAUGGCUGAGCUGGCAAAAAAGAAGCAGAAAGCUAGGAAAGCAUUUUCGGAGGAACAGACAAAGAGGAACAGCAGACUGACCGAGCGAGGACACAAACACGAGUAGCCUAAAUAUCGGACCUGCGUUUUCAGAAUGGCGAGAACUGAGACAAACAGAAGCCUGCAAAUCCGAUGCUGACCUGGCGUUCUUGCUGCUGCACUUGUAAGUAUCUUUGAUCAGAAACUUGAUCUGAUCACAGAGUUUCUUGUCAACUUGAUGUUGGCAAACGCAAGUUGCUUCUGCUCCGACCGCGCUCUAAGGCCAUUGUAGGCAAAAAGAAUAAUGUUACAUGUUAAUAAUGUUGAACAAAUGCACAUAACCAGAGGGAGAAGAUGGGAGGAGGAAGAGUUGCCAACAGGUUUUUACGACAGCGUUGCCAAAUAUCUAUUCCGAAGCUGUAGGUGGAGCUCUAUAGAGAAACCUGCGAGCAAAAAGCAAGAAAACAGCGACGAAAUUGCCAAAACUGCAUAGCUCCCCUGUUCUGCUGUGCUGUAGAUGUUCUUCUUCUUCAGUAUUUUUCAGCAGACUAAAACACUUGUAGGUGAAUAAGCUGCCCCCGUAACGUCCGGAAGAAUUGCAUCUCCGGUACCUGCGUUACCUACAAAAACAAGUACCAGAAAUUUAGCAUUGACUGGUACAGCACCAUAUUUUUUCUCCUGUAAUCCCUACUGACAAUGACCAAAUUGAUAUGUAAAUCGUCUCCAGUGAGACUGAAUUAUUGUUUUCUGCUAUUUAAUGUAUGUAUUCUUCAAGUUAUGUAAAGAAAGGCUCCUGUACACUUUGCAAAGUUCAUUGCAUGUCACGCUGUGCGAGAUGGCUCAAAUAAAAUCUUCAGUCCGUACAAUCUCAGUUUUGAUGUUGUCAGAUGCUGAAAUUAAAACCUGGUAAACUGUG
Perca fluviatilis (European perch) is the source of this 2964-nucleotide messenger RNA. Its product is annotated as zinc finger protein 664-like. The record is from RefSeq and is a predicted model, not a curated record. Gene Ontology annotation, biological process: regulation of transcription by RNA polymerase II. Gene Ontology annotation, molecular function: RNA polymerase II cis-regulatory region sequence-specific DNA binding; DNA-binding transcription activator activity, RNA polymerase II-specific. Gene Ontology annotation, cellular component: nucleus. Lineage: Eukaryota; Metazoa; Chordata; Actinopteri; Perciformes; Percidae.